CGCAAACGACGCAAACGGAACAGCCUUUGGAAUUGUGUAUGACAAAAAAGAUAUAUUAUCAUUAUGAAAUUACACUUUUAGCCCUCAAAUUAACAACAACAUGAUAGAAGAUCAAAAAAGGACUAUUUGUGGAAAGGUACCCAUAAAAGAAGGACUACUUGAGUAAUAUUUGAUAAUAGAAGAAUAAAUAGAGAAACCAGCCUGUACCCUAAUAGAAAAAUUAUAGAAAUUAGGACCGGUCAUUUUGAAAGAGCCCGAAUGAUUCUUCUUCCAUGAGUUCCAUCUCUACAUCCCUGUUUCACUUUUUAGAUCUCAAAGUCGAGCAUUGUUAAUGACGUCCGAGGAGCAAUUGAUGCGCGCCGGCGGUGUAGGGACGAUGUACGUGCAGAUGCACUCAGAGUCUUCAACGUUGCCGUCGAUGUCGUCAUCGUUGCUGACGCCUCAGCAACAGCAGCAGAGAUCCGAGGCGGCUCAUAUUUUUGAUGAGUUGCCUAAGGCUACCAUCGUCCAGGUGUCUCGUCCCGACGUUGCCGAUAUCAGCCCCAUGCUUCUUACUUAUACGAUUGAGUUUAAAUACAAACAGUUCAAAUGGCGACUAGUCAAGAAGGCAUCACAAGUAUUUUAUUUACAUUUCACAUUAAAGAGGCGGCUAUUUAUUGAGGAAAUUCAUGAGAAGCAGGAACAGGUUAAAGAAUGGCUUCAAAAUUUAGGAAUUGGGGAAAUCAUACCUCUUAUGCAAGAUGAUGAUGACCCGGAUGACGAGACUCUUCCAAUGCGUGUAGAUGAAAGUGCAAAAAAUAGAGAUGUUCCAUCUAGUGCUGCUCUUCCAAUAAUCCGCCCCACACUUUUAAGGCAACAUUCUAUGUCAGACAGAGCGAAAGUAGCAAUGCAGGGUUACUUAAAUCACUUUCUUGGGAACAUAGAUAUUGUAAAUUCACAUGAGGUUUGCAAGUUUUUGGAGGUUUCAAGUUUGUCCUUCUCUUCAGAGUAUGGUCCUAAGCUCAAGGAAGAUUACAUUAUGGUUAAACAUUUACCCAAGAUACAGAGCGGUGAUGAUCAUGCAAAAUGUUGUUCAUGUAAUUGGUUCAGCUGCUGUAAAGACAACUGGCAGAAGGUAUGGGCUGUAUUGAAGCCAGGAUUCUUGGCCUUCCUUAAGGAUCCAUUUGACACUCAGCCUUUAGAUAUAGUUGUUUUUGAUGUGUUGCCUGCCUCAGAUGGGAGAUUAUCAUUGGCUAAAGAAGUAAAGGACGGCAAUCCAUUGCGCCAUUAUUUUAGGGUGUCUUGUGGGACACGCAGCAUCAAGUUAAGAGCAAAGAGCAGUGCUAAAGUUAAAGAUUGGGUUGCUGCAAUAAAUGAAGUUGGACAUAGACCUCUUGAGGGUUGGUGUCAUCCUCACCGCUUUGGGUCUUUUGCUCCUCAACGAGGCUUAUUGGAAGAUGGCAGCCAGGCACAGUGGUUUGUUGAUGGUCGGGCUGCAUUUGAGGCCAUUCUUCUAGCAAUAGAGGAAGCAAAAUCAGAGAUAUUCAUUUGUGGCUGGUGGCUUUGCCCAGAGAUGUACAUGCGGCGCCCCUUUGAUACCCAUUCUUCCUCCCGGAUUGAUUAUUUAUUGGGAGCGAAGGCGAAACAAGGUGUUCAGAUUUAUAUCCUGCUAUACAAGGAGGUUGCUCUUGCUUUAAAGAUCAACAGUGUUUAUAGCAAGCGAAAGUUGUUAGAAAUCCAUGAAAAUGUUAGAGUACUGCGCUAUCCUGACCAUUUUUCAAGUGGUGUUUAUUUAUGGUCUCAUCAUGAAAAAAUUGUCAUUGUUGACCAUCAAAUUUGUUUUAUUGGGGGCCUAGAUCUUUGCUUUGGUCGUUAUGAUUCAUUUGAACAUGAAGUUAGUGAUUGUCCUCCUCUUAUUUGGCCCGGGAAGGACUACUAUAAUCCAAGGGAAUCUGAACCAAACACGUGGGAGGAUACCAUGACAGAUGAGUUGGACCGGAGAAAAUAUCCGCGCAUGCCAUGGCAUGAUGUCCAUUGUGCUUUGUGGGGACCACCGUGCCGUGAUGUGGCUCGGCAUUUUGUGCAGCGCUGGAACUAUGCCAAGAGGAGCAAAGCUCCAAAUGAGCAAGCGAUUCCACUACUAAUGCCUCGGCAUCACAUGGUUAUUCCCCAUUACAUGGGAGUCAGCACCGAGACCCACACUGGAUAUAGAGAAGUUAUUGGCAAUAUCAAAAAACAAGAUUCAUUUUCCUCUCAAUCGUCUUGCCAAGACAUUCCUUUGCUCAUGCCUCAAGAAGCUGACGAUAUGGAUAUAAGGGGUGAACCAAAGUCAUGUGGGUUCAGCCCUGGGUAUGAAUUCCAUGACCAACCAAGUGGGACAGCUAGCAUUCUUUUUCCUUCACGGAAGGCAAAAUUAGAACCUUUUUCGCCAGGCAUGCCAAUGCAAGGAUUUGUGGAUGAUGUCAAUACCAUGGAUCAUCAGAGAAGGUUGUCUUCCAGUUUGAUGCAUCCUGGAACUACAACUUCAGAUAAGGAAUGGUGUGAAAUACCGGAGUGCAGUAGUCAAGUUUUUCAGUCAGGUGAAACUGGGCAAGUUGGUCCCCGUGCUCGAUGUCGAUGUCAGAUUAUAAGGAGUGUUAGUCAAUGGUCAGCUGGAACAAGCCAAAAUGAAGAAAGCAUACACAAUGCAUACUGUGCUCUUAUCGAGAAGGCAGAACACUUUAUUUACAUUGAGAAUCAAUUUUUCAUCUCAGGUCUAGUGGGAGAUGAGAUUAUAAAGAAUCGUGUAUUAGAAUCAUUGUGUGAGAGAAUCACGCGAGCUUACAAUGAGAAUAAGUGCUUCAGGGUCAUUAUUGUCAUACCACUUCUGCCUGGAUUUCAGGGUGGUUUGGAUGAUAGUGGUGCGGCAUCUAUACGAGCUAUCAUGCAUUGGCAAUAUCGGACAAUAUGCCGGGGAAAUAUGUCAAUUUUGCAUAAUCUGAGUGAUCUUAUUGGUCCUAGAGUGCACGAAUAUAUAUCUUUUUAUGGUCUCAGAUCCUAUGGUAGACUGUUUGAUGGAGGUCCUGUGGCUUCAAGCCAGGUUUAUGUGCAUAGCAAAAUCAUGAUAGUUGAUGACUGCACAGCCUUGAUCGGAUCAGCAAAUAUUAAUGACCGGAGCUUGCUCGGCUCCAGAGACUCUGAGAUCGGUGUAAUUAUCGAGGAUGAAGAGUUUGUUGAUUCAUACAUGGGAGGCAAACCACGCAAGGCCGGGAGAUUUGCAUCUAGCCUUCGACUCUCGCUAUGGUCUGAGCAUCUUGGUCUUCUACCUGGAGAGAUUGGUCAAAUUACUGAUCCAGUGAUUGAUUCUACAUACAAGGAUAUAUGGAUGUCAAUUGCAAAGACCAACACCAUGAUUUUCCAAGACGUUUUUUCUUGUGUUCCAAAUGAUCUUAUAGAUUCGAGGGCUUCUCUUCGUCAGUGCCUGGCUUACUGGAAAGAGAAGAUCGGUCACACUACGAUCGAUUUAGGAAUAUCUCCAUAUAAGCUAGAGUCUUAUCAAGAUGGAGAUAUCAAAGAAACAGAUCCAAUGGAGAGGUUAGAGAUGGUAAGGGGUCAUCUCGUUUCUUUCCCACUCGAUUUUAUGUGCAAAGAAGAUCUAAGACCCAUGUUUAGUGAAAGCGAGUACUACGCUUCACCUCAAGUCUUUCACUAGACAUGGUUGGCUUUGGUUGUACAGAGGAAGAAUCCAUACAUAUAUUUUGCAAUAUAUAAGUUUUCAAGCUAUCCAAAGCUAUGCUGGGAAUCUGCAGCCAGCCUUGUAGAGUAGUAGAAAUAAAUAAAAUUAUAGGAACAGAGCAUCCAGCCUUGUGGGGUUGCAGGGUAGCACGUUGACCAUUUAUUUCAAUCCCAGAUCCGUUCCUUUACUAGAUUCUUCAGGUGCAGAUUUGUGGUAAACCAAUGCGACAUGCCCGAAACAAAUGGACACUUACCACUGGGUUACUGAUGAUGUUUAAGGUGCUCUAAAAAAUUUCCUCUCGUGGGACAAACAUCGAUAUGUGUUGAAGACUGGUAUAUUUCAGUGGUUAUUUCCAGGUAUAAUUAUAUUUUUUAACCUCACAUGCUCAUUUAGUAAAAACAGUGGUUUAUAUGUACAAAGUUUUUAAUAUUAGCGUUAACAUUUUUUUCUUUUAUUCAUAUAUAUUUAUAUGUAUUAUUGUAAAUUUCAUUACUUCCUCCGUUCCAUAAAAAAAUAGACACUUUACU
Cuscuta campestris is the source of this 4221-nucleotide messenger RNA. NCBI's taxonomy places the organism in Eukaryota, Viridiplantae, Streptophyta, Magnoliopsida, Solanales, Convolvulaceae. The record is from the annotation of a GenBank genome assembly.